This is a messenger RNA of Penicillium paradoxum, 651 nucleotides long. RefSeq names its product putative BAP31 domain protein. Gene Ontology annotation, biological process: intracellular protein transport; endoplasmic reticulum to Golgi vesicle-mediated transport. The coding region runs from base 1 to 651 and encodes 216 amino acids. Gene Ontology annotation, cellular component: endoplasmic reticulum; endoplasmic reticulum membrane. The record is from RefSeq and is a predicted model, not a curated record. The transcript is spliced from 4 exons. Lineage: Eukaryota; Fungi; Ascomycota; Eurotiomycetes; Eurotiales; Aspergillaceae.
AUGACUCUCUACUUCUCACUUGUCUUCCUCCUAUUGGUCUUCGAGAUGGCUGUAUUCCUGGCCCUCGUCAUCCCUCUUCCCCACACGAUUAAGCGCAAGCUGUUUGCCUUCAUCUCGGAGAGCCCGCUAAUUGCCAAGCUGCAAUAUGGAAUGAAGAUUACAUUUAUCUUCAUCCUCAUUUUGUUCAUUGACUCCGUGAACCGCGUGUAUCGUGUGCAGCAGGAGCUGUCCGCUUUCACCAAGGAUGGUCCUGGCAUGGGAGCCGCACACCUCGGUACCGACCGCAUGGAGGUCCAGGCCCGCAAGUUCUACUCGCAGCGCAACAUGUAUCUCUGUGGAUUUACUCUGUUCCUCUCCCUCAUCCUCAACCGCACCUAUACCAUGAUUCUUGAGACCCUCCGCCUUGAGGACCGCGUUCGUCUCUUCGAGGGCGACAAGAAGGCCGGCGGCAAGGACUCUGCCCGCAUCGCGGAGGCUGGCUCAAUCGGCGAGAUUGGUCGCCUCAAGGAGAUCAUUGAGGCUAAGGAUCGUGAUAUUGAGACUCUCAAGAAGCAGUGCGAGGGCCUGACCCGCGAGUACCACAACUUGGGCGAUCAGGUUUCGAGCCAGAAGGGUGAGAUCAACGAGAAGCAGGACAAGAAAGACCUUUAA